UCUGGCUUUUUGGCUAAGUUCAUCGGUUAUAGGUACUUACUUCCUUCUACCUACUACAACAUUAUUACCCAUUUUGAAGUCGGGUUAUGGGGAAACAAUGCGAAUUCUAAGAUUUCUUUAUACAAAUUCAAGAUUUGAAGCAUUAUCCCCUUUAACUUUGGUCCGACGUUUACAUGCCCGUUCCUUUGAGGAAUUGUUGCAUAACGCAGAUGACCAGAAGUUCAAGUGUGCCGUUACUGGGCCUACACAAGUCUUCCUUCGGCCAUUAACUCCUUCGUUCUAUCUUUUAAAUUACUUGAAGCUCCGUAAUAACAAUAAUUUAAGUAAUUUGAAGCCUGCCGAGUUCCAACUGAUUCUUCGUUCGUUUAAGCUAUUCAACAAUGGGAAUAGACUUACAGAAAGAGAAAAACAAACCGCUAUAAAGAUACUGAAUUUACUUCUUCACGAUGCCAAUGAACUAGGUAUACAAUUGAACAUCGGAGAUUUUACCCACAUGUUACGAAUCGCUAUGUAUAUAGGAUACGAGCCCGUUGCAGAUAAAGUGAUCAAAACUGUAAAAAAGAACGAAUUAAGACCAAGCUUGAAUUAUUUGAAUUGUGUCUUGGGAAAUUAUGGAGGGUGUAGGUGGUCAUUAAAUAAAUUCAAUAGUCCCGCCUGGAAAGGAAGUCCCACCCAAGAACCAGUAUCAACUGCGAUGUUAGAAGCAGUAGAUAUUGAUUUCCCAAGAAAUGGAUUUGCUCCAGAUUCGACAACCUAUGAUUACCUAAUUGUCGGGCUAGCUAGAGAUGGAAAAAUAGAAGAAAUUCGAGAUUUACUCAAAAGAAUCUGGGGUAUAGGCCAAGGAAAACCAGGAGAACGCUUGGUCGAAAGAAAUAAUUCAACAUACCCUACUUCACAUACUAUCCUUUCGGUUGCCAGUGCUUUUGGAUACCUUGGUGACAUACCGGCUGCGGUUGAAUUAUGCAAGGAAUUAUCAGAAACGUACAAAAUCCGCUUCUCUGAACUAGCAUGGUGCUACAUAAUUUAUUGGUCUACGGUUGCUCCCAAAUUCAAAUCGGCAGCUGGUAUUACCAACAUGAGUUAUCCAGAUAUAUAUUCUCGGAUGUAUUAUUUAUCAAACAAAGAUCGAGUUCCUUAUCCAAAGAUAUACCAAACCGUUAUUGCAUAUUAUAAGAAGACAGGGAAGUCUGGAUUAAUUGAAAGAGUUUGUCAGAGAUGGAUGAAGCAUUUGCUGCAUUCUCAAAGAACGUUGACGAUGAAAGAAAAAGAGAAACAGAAGGAGAUGCUCAUAAAAGAGAUCUCUUUCAUUAUUAGUAGCAAAAAAGAAGAUAAACCUUCAAGCCAGAACCGGAUACGCGUUAAAUGGAUGAAGUUGUUGCAUCAAUUACAGUUUUAUCUGAAGUCUUAAUCAUUUCUAAACCCUCUAAACCUAUGUCGUUCACACUAAAUAAUAAAUUUAAGACAAGUCAAUAAUGGGAAUAUUUUCAUACAUUUUUCUCCUGCCGCUUGCCCCUAUAUCUUCCUUCCAGGUUCCGUUAAGGCUUUCUCUUAUAUAUAUUCUUCUGAUGGUUUGAUCUUUUGAAAAGCGCUCCUUGGAUUUAGUUAUUGAACCUUCAUUACGAUUAUUAUCGACUUGAUUUUGGUUUUCGUUAUACUUUCCUGUUUUUUCCGAGCUUUUCGGAAGAAUCUCCUGGAUUUUUGGAAGAUCGUCAUCUGUAAAAGAUUCAUCGGUUGCUUGCGACAACUUUUGAGAAGAUUGUGGGCGUGGUUUCGAAAACAAGUUUGUUGGAAGAAGCCCUAUCGGCCUUUUAGUAGAUGUUGUUUUCCUCUCGGCAUGCAUGGAAUCCCGACUUUCUUCUGGGUCUAAAGACAGUCGCUUGGUUUUCUGGACUAAACGUCCUAAGUCAGAAUUUGUUCGUCCAAAAAACUGAGAUAUUUUUGGAUAUGUGAUAUUUUGUAUAAAGCAGGCAGGUAUCCAUGAUGUGGUCUCUCUUAAAAGCGAUUUCCAUUGAUUCAUAAACGAAGUAUUCGCUUCAUUAUCAUACACGAUCGUUUCAAUAUUCCAUUCACAAUCCAAGAUUUUGUUUGGAUAGAAAGUAAUUUGUUUUUCUAAUAUCAUACCUGUAGAUUUGUUUCUUCUUGUCUUAUGAGAGGCUGUGUAAUAUUUUGAGACCAUUCCAGUAGAAUGAAGGA
Molecule: messenger RNA, 2193 nt
Organism: Schizosaccharomyces octosporus yFS286
Lineage: Eukaryota; Fungi; Ascomycota; Schizosaccharomycetes; Schizosaccharomycetales; Schizosaccharomycetaceae
Product: ATPase expression protein
Exons: 1
Coding region: 98-1408 (436 amino acids)
Molecular function (GO): protein binding
Source: RefSeq, a predicted model, not a curated record